CUACUUAGUGCGCGGCAUCAAAUUUGUACGUUACACUAAUAUGGUACACAUGACAGGCUGGCCGAAAGGUUCGGCCGAAAAGUUCCUCCAUUCUACACCCGUUGCUAAAACAAUAACGUUAUAUCCUUUGAAAAGUUACAGUUUUGGCACCAAAGAACCCAAUUAUGAACGAGACCGAAGUGUUCCUGCUCGAUUUCAACGGUUACAGGAGGAUUUUGAGAAGUAUGGUAUGCGUCGAUCAGUUGAAGGAAUCUUACUUGUACAUGAGCACAACCUACCUCAUGUCCUCUUACUUCAACUCGGUACGUUUUUCAAACUCCCUGGAGGUGAACUGCAUCCAGGUGAAGAAGAAAUUGAAGGACUGAAGCGAUUAUUAUCUGAGAUGUUAGGCCGGACAGAUGGUAUCCCAGUUGACUGGAUUCCAGAAGACUGUAUCGGUAAUUGGUGGCGACCGAAUUUUGAACCACCUCGCUAUCCAUAUAUUCCUGCUCAUGUAACUAAACCUAAAGAACAAACACGUUUAUUUCUAAUUCAACUUCCUGAGAAAACAUUGUUUGCUGUACCAUCAAAUUAUAAAUUAGUAGCAGCUCCGUUAUUCGAACUUUUUGACAAUGCUCGAGCCUAUGGUCCAAUUAUUUCUUCCUUACCUCAAGUAUUAAGUCGCUUCAACUUUGCAUACAACGAUUGAGUUCACACGUAAAUGUUUGCAAUAAAUAUCUCUACAACUCUAUAUUCAGUCAACCAAUCAAAUGAUUGAUGUCACCGUCAAUCUAAAACCUUUUUCAUUUUUAAUAUAUUCAUACAAUAUACCACUCGUACAUUAUUACUUUUUUAAAGUCGUAAAGAUAUUGUUUGACGCGUUUUUUCUUACGUUCACUUACAUGUCUUUGUUGUUUGUGUAAAUAUAUUGUCUCGGAUACAAUUGUACAUAUGGCAAAUAAUAUAUCAUCAAUAAUACAUAUUCCGUCAUUAUUAUUUAUUAUUUAAACACACAAACAUUGGUACAAGGAGGCACCAAAUAGAUAUACGCCACAUAAAUCAUUCUGUUUGUGUGAGUGAUAGGAUACUGUCCGGGUGUGCAAACCGAAACACGUGGUUUUCUUAGGGGGGGAUGCUUGGAGCCUUUGACCUAAAGGUCUAAUCCACAAGACAGUAGAGCAACGUCAGGAGGUACAGUCCCAUGGUAGUCGGUGACAAACAAUUGGCUCAUACGCCAUUUGUUCGCUCAGGAUCCUGGACCCCAUGUGCACCAUUGGUUUGGAAUCAGGGUGUUCCAACUCCCCUAGGUGGACUCCGUGUCCACCAACCUAGUUAAAGUGCU
Messenger RNA from Schistosoma haematobium, 1321 nucleotides. RefSeq names its product Nudix hydrolase 21, chloroplastic (gene NUDT21). The record is from RefSeq and is a predicted model, not a curated record. Gene Ontology annotation, cellular component: mRNA cleavage factor complex. Bases 50 to 688 code for a protein of 212 amino acids. Lineage: Eukaryota; Metazoa; Platyhelminthes; Trematoda; Strigeidida; Schistosomatidae. The transcript is spliced from 4 exons. Gene Ontology annotation, molecular function: mRNA binding.